CUCCUCCUGUGUGUCCUCUCUCUCUCCAAUCUCCAUCCAGUGAUCUUUGAAAAUGUCUCGCCGGUAUGAUAGCAGAACCACAAUCUUCUCCCCUGAGGGGCGGUUGUACCAGGUUGAGUAUGCAAUGGAGGCUAUCGGCAAUGCCGGCUCCGCCAUUGGCAUCCUCGCUACCGACGGUGCUGUCCUCCUUGGCGAGAAGAAGGUGACCUCGAAGCUCCUCCAGACUUCCAAGUCCACUGAGAAGAUGUACAAGAUCGAUGACCACCUUGCUUGUGCCGUUGCCGGCAUCAUGUCUGAUGCCAACAUCCUCAUCAACACUGCCCGUAUCCAGGCCCAGCGCUACACUUUUGCAUACCAGGAGCCCAUGCCUGUUGAGCAGCUUGUCCAGUCCCUCUGCGACACCAAGCAGGGUUACACUCAGUUUGGUGGCCUUCGUCCCUUUGGUGUUUCAUUCCUCUUUGCUGGCUGGGACAAGAACUUUGGUUUCCAGCUUUACAUGAGCGAUCCUAGCGGGAAUUAUGGUGGCUGGAAGGCAGCAGCAAUUGGUGCUAAUAACCAGGCGGCGCAGUCGAUGCUGAAACAGGAUUACAAGGAGGACAUCACUCGAGAAGAGGCAGUUGCGCUUGCUCUCAAAGUGCUGAGCAAGAUGAUGGACAGCACAAGCCUUACUGCCGAAAAGCUUGAGCUUGCAGAGAUCUUCUUGUCGCCAUCAGGAGAGGUGAAGUAUCAGGUUUGCUCACCUGAGGCACUUAGUAAGCUGCUGGUGAAGACUGGGGUUGCACAGCCUGCUGCAGAUUCCUCUUGAGUUUGGGUUUUAGAACUGAUAAUGGCAUAGUCUGUGGUAUGUUGAAUUAGUUUUACAGUGUUAAGCAUGCAAGAACUUAGUUACCGUUUUUGGAGCCAAUCGUUCUCUGUUACAUUACAAUACUCUUGUUGGAUGUAGUGUUCGACCAUUUCCAUUGAGUUAUUUGACUAAUGAUGUUGCUAUUGUGAAAAUUCAUGAUUUUUUGUUUUCUUGGUCA
Molecule: messenger RNA, 1022 nt
Organism: Elaeis guineensis (African oil palm)
Lineage: Eukaryota; Viridiplantae; Streptophyta; Magnoliopsida; Arecales; Arecaceae
Product: proteasome subunit alpha type-4
Biological process (GO): ubiquitin-dependent protein catabolic process
Cellular component (GO): proteasome core complex; proteasome core complex, alpha-subunit complex
Source: RefSeq, a predicted model, not a curated record